AUGGAUAGGGGACGAGCAGGCGGGCCACCUGGUGAUAGCGGUCACCACCGCCUAGACCAUAGCGCUGUAACUCGAGAGCAAAAUAGAGCUGUUUUAUUAAAUUUUAUCGAUCAAAAGUUCCAAGCUGCCAUAUUUCCGCUUAACCUUUUCCAAAACAUAUUCUUCCAAUCCAAAUAUACAAUCAGAAACAAUUUUGUGCAUCCCAAAAGCUAUAUAUAUAAUACCUUGUCGUUUAUAUUCACAGUUCUACUUAUAUAUUUAAUGUGCUACGUUCAUUGGAAGUAUUUUAGUUUUUCUUAUAGCUUUUAUAUAUUUAUAUUAAUCUUUUAUGACGUCAGUAUCAUUUGUGCAUUUCGUUAUAUGAAAUUAAUUCGAAUCUGUUUUGAAUUAUGGGUUUAUAAAAUUUCACAAAAUUCAGGCCCUCGAUAUCGUUUCGUUCGAAAGACAAGAAGAUCUCAAGAUGGUAAUUACAAAAAGAUCUUCGAUAGUUAUAUUGAUUUUAUAGAAUCAUUUGAAUUAUUUAAAAUAAUUUUUCAGGUGCCAGUAAGUAUCAUGAGUUUGUUGAUCAAUUAA
This is a messenger RNA of Vanessa tameamea, 573 nucleotides long. RefSeq lists its product as uncharacterized. The coding region runs from base 1 to 573 and encodes 190 amino acids. NCBI's taxonomy places the organism in Eukaryota, Metazoa, Arthropoda, Insecta, Lepidoptera, Nymphalidae. The transcript is spliced from 4 exons. The record is from RefSeq and is a predicted model, not a curated record.